UUCCCCAACGCCGUCGACCAGUCCAAGCAGUUCUUUCACCGAAACACCUGCGAAACAGUUCUCAGCCUCGACCAAAUCUCAAAUCCGAAAUCCCAAAAUCCGCCCCAAGAUCCGAAAUUGAUCCGAUUGUCGAACACCCAAUGGCCCAAAACCCAAGACCCACAACAGUUCUCGAAUCCCUGGGCGAAGAACUGAUCAGAAUCAUCACUCCGGUCUCCGUCUGUAUGCUGCUGGUGGUCCUUCUGGUCACUGUCCUCACCGACGAUGCUUCAUCCUCGUCGGAGACGGUGACCUCAAUCGCCACCAUUGCGUACGACGAGACCGCCUCGGACUCCUCCUGGGACAAAUUCGUAGGUGCCGUCCUAAAUUCCCUCGUUUUUGUCGCCGUCGUCACUGUCGUCACGUUCGUUCUGGUGCUCCUUUUUUACCUCAGAUGCACCAGGUUCCUCAAAAUCUACAUGGGUUUUUCGUCUUUUGUUGUUCUGGGUUUCAUGGGCGGAGAAAUCGCCCUUUUUUUGAUUCAGGACUUUAAUGUUCCGGUCGAUUCGAUUACGUUUGUUUUGGUGUUGUUCAAUUUUGCUGUUGUUGGGGUUUUGGCGGUGUUCAUGUCGAAAAUGGCGAUUUUCGUGACGCAGGGGUAUUUGGUUGUGAUUGGAAUGCUGGUUGCUUAUUGGUUUACGUUGUUGCCUGAGUGGACAACUUGGGUGCUGUUGGUUGCCAUGGCAUUAUAUGAUCUUGCUGCGGUUUUGUUGCCGGUCGGACCGUUGAGGUUAUUGGUGGAGCUGGCAAUCUCUAGGGAUGAGGAGAUUCCGGCUCUUGUUUACGAGGCCAGGCCCGUCACUCCUCAUGAUUCUCAGGCUAAUGUGGGUGAGAGGAGGGUUUGGAGAGAUAGGAGAAAUGAGAAUUCGAGUAUUGGGAAUGAGAAUCCGAAUUCAAAUUCAAAUCUUGGUGAGUUUGGCAAUGUUGAUAAUGAUUCGAGUUUGGUUAGAGCCGAAGAGGGGCGGAUUCCAGAUGGGGAUCAAGAGCUAUCUGCCCCAUUACUCGAGCGUGUAGCGAAUGUUCAGCCUCGCAGGCAGGAAGAUGUUGUGGCGAGUGAAAGUUUGCUGCUUGAGGGCAUCGGAUUGGGGUCCUCAGGUUCAAUCAAGCUGGGAUUGGGAGACUUCAUCUUCUACAGUGUUUUAGUCGGGAGGGCGGCAAUGUAUGAUUUUAUGACGGUGUAUGCGUGUUAUCUUGCCAUCAUAGGUGGCCUUGGAGUUACUCUGAUACUGUUAGCUGUGUAUCAGAAAGCUUUGCCAGCUCUUCCCGUGUCAAUAAUGCUCGGCGUACUGUUUUAUGUAUUGACACGGCUCUUACUCGAAGUUUUUGUUGUACAAUGUUCUUUGAACCUCAUUAUGUUCUAGAAGUGGAAGUUUUAUAGCCAAAGAUUGAUAGGCAGCAGGGGAGCAUACUGCGUGACACCGAUGAUUUCUUGUUGCAACUGGUAUAUUUCUUUUCCGUGAACUGGCUGCACGUCUGGAAUCUAUAUUGUUUCGUAAAGUUCAUUUCAAAUAGGGUUAGAUUGUGGUUUUGAAGAUCCAUUGGAGUCCAACACCUGCAAAGUUGGGAGAAGGGAGGAUGCCGUAUGGAUCGGAGCCUCGGAGGAAGCCCGAAGGCCUACAUUUGUUUGUACCAAUAAUAUCAAAUCUUCGAUUGUUUGUUUCAGCUGGAUUCAGUUGCAUAUCGAAAGGUUGCCGUCGACGCGAAACUGAGGCGGCUGAUUUUCAGGCCGGUAAGGAAUCAUCAUCGAUUUUCCGAAGGCCGGAAGGUUGGCAGUCUCUCUGAGGGCACGUUCAUUGGCAUUUGGUUUUGCAUGAAUCCGAUGGUUUUGGACUGCCGG
Pyrus x bretschneideri (Chinese white pear) is the source of this 1876-nucleotide messenger RNA. Its product is annotated as presenilin-like protein At2g29900. Gene Ontology annotation, cellular component: nucleus; membrane. The record is from RefSeq and is a predicted model, not a curated record. Lineage: Eukaryota; Viridiplantae; Streptophyta; Magnoliopsida; Rosales; Rosaceae. Gene Ontology annotation, biological process: protein processing. Gene Ontology annotation, molecular function: aspartic endopeptidase activity, intramembrane cleaving. The transcript is spliced from 3 exons. The coding region runs from base 141 to 1400 and encodes 419 amino acids.